This is a messenger RNA of Capronia epimyces CBS 606.96, 441 nucleotides long. Its product is annotated as catabolic 3-dehydroquinase 2. Gene Ontology annotation, biological process: quinate catabolic process. The coding region runs from base 1 to 441 and encodes 146 amino acids. NCBI's taxonomy places the organism in Eukaryota, Fungi, Ascomycota, Eurotiomycetes, Chaetothyriales, Herpotrichiellaceae. The transcript has a single exon. The record is from RefSeq and is a predicted model, not a curated record. Gene Ontology annotation, molecular function: 3-dehydroquinate dehydratase activity.
AUGCCUUCAAUCCUUCUGGUGAAUGGCCCCAACCUCAACCUCCUCGGCACACGAGAACCCCAUCUAUAUGGCAGUACCACACUGAAAGACGUUGAGCAAGCGGCGGUGGCUCAAGCCGAGGCUGCCGGAGUCCAACUAGAAUCAUUUCAAUCAAAUCAUGAAGGUGCCAUUAUCGAUAGACUGCAUGCAGCUCGCGGGGUGGUGGACGUGAUUGUCAUCAACCCAGGCGCCUUUACACACACAAGCGUUGCUAUCCGCGACGCCCUCAUCGGAGUCUCAAUUCCUUUUAUAGAGGUUCAUAUCACCAACGUCCACGCACGAGAGUCGUUCCGACAUCACAGCUACUUGUCGGACAAGGCGACUGCGAUCAUUAUUGGAUUGGGAACUCAUGGAUACACCGCCGCCAUUGAGCAUGCCAUUAAGAAUCUUAUCAAGUCAUGA